UGCCGAAAUGGCAGAGUGCCUCGUGUACCUCAUGGUUUCAGACAUGACCCCUUCACGACUAAAAACAUCCCUCAACAUUCUUACUCUCUGACCAACGGAAAACAUCGCUAAACUUUUCUCUUCCACGAACUUUCUCUCGAAAAACCCGACAGAAAUUCGGUCCGUAGAACAAGUGCGUCGUUGUUUGUGAAAAGUGAACACAAAAUUUCAUCAGUACUGAAUGAAAUCGGUGGUUUUGAGUAAACCGAAGAAAUUAUGAGAUAUUGAAUAUGAAUAUCUAGCUGAAUCUUGAGGAAAGUACUGCUGAUCGUCCACUCUUCAAAAAUAUCUAUAAAAAUGACAAUCCGUCAACAAUCGAACAUAUGCCCAAGAUAAUCAGGAACUCCUUCCAACCCCUUCUUCAUAAUGUGAUCCUAAGAAAUGGAAAUACCAAGGAUCUCUUCGCAAGCUUCCAUCUGUCCCCCAACUAUACAAGUGACGCCGUUCAAACCCAACAGGACAGGUACCUUCAGUCAACGCCUUCUGAACCAGCACAACAACUAUGAACCUACCUUCGCCAUCUUACCCACCACGCCAAACUACCAGCCCAGCAGGAAGAGGGAGGAGGCGGAGGCUCUGCAGAACCUGCGGAGGAAAUUCAGGGCCGUCAAGAUUCUGGAGGCCAACAGGCCGGAGCCGCCGGUACCCCCAUUCUCGAACAACAACCUUUCGCCGACCGACGUGGACAACAGGCCUAAUCUCCUACAAAAAAUUCUUCAUAACAGACCUAUGAGCAUGGUGUUAGACAUAUCAGAUCUGAGAACAGCUUGGCAAGACAGUGAUUUCAUAAGCGAAUGCCUCUGUUGGCAUAACGUUUACAGGCAAAGGCAUAAUUCUCCCACCCUAACAAUGUCAGCUCAGCUAUGCCAUCUGGCGCAAACUUGGGCAAAUCAUUUGGCUCAUACGAAUCGAUUUUACUACAGGAACGACAAGGAUAUAGGGCAAAACCUAUUUUGCAAGCUAUCGAACGGUGUGGACAGUACGGACAUUUCAGGCCAAGAAGUAGCGAAUUAUUGGUAUCGCGCAGUGAAACAGUACGACUAUGGGAAAGAACCAGACGUGUUACACACAAAUGUAAAUUCCGGCCACUUCACGCAGCUGGUUUGGGCCGGUUCCAGGAGGUUCGGCAUCGGAAAGGCGAGGUCCAGGACCGGUAAAGUUGUCGUGGUUGCCCAUUACCACCCUCCCGGCAACAUAUCCGGGCAUUACUUGCAGAACGUAUUCCCGCCCUGCAUGGAAUUUCCCAACAUAACCGGAAGCAGACUGUUACGCUCCAGAUUCAAGAUGACGAGCGACAGUACGGGGUCCCGUUCUACCACCAGCGACACGUCGGAAGUAUCUUGAGAUGGGGCGAAUUGAAAUGAUGUGCCGUCCAGAGCCGCGAAAUCACUGUUGUCUUUGAACAAUGGCUAAACGAUGGAACUUUAUUGUUUUUAGACGAUUUUCGGUUGUUAUACUCUACACUUCCAGUUUUAGAAUGAGAUUCGUCGAAAAAUAUCAACGAAUCCAUCUCGAAAUUCAUAGAUUUUCGUCUUAAUCAAGAAACAAAUGAAUUUAAAGAAUUGUUGUCACUGAACUUGAAGUUUUCGGAAAGUAACCAAACAUGUUGCUCAAUAUUACCCCGAAUCUUUUAUUCACAACGAGCGUUGAAAAAAAUUAUUCGUGAAAUUGGCGUAUGUUCUGUGCCUAAACGUACUGCUUGUAGCCUCUUUGGCUACUUGCUAGUGUUCUGUGCUAGACCAAAGAGUACCAUUAUCAGUGUUCUGUGAGCAUCAACCAUAGACCUA
Coccinella septempunctata (seven-spotted ladybird) is the source of this 1826-nucleotide messenger RNA. RefSeq names its product probable pathogenesis-related protein CaO19.6200. The coding region runs from base 421 to 1383 and encodes 320 amino acids. Lineage: Eukaryota; Metazoa; Arthropoda; Insecta; Coleoptera; Coccinellidae. Gene Ontology annotation, cellular component: extracellular region. The record is from RefSeq and is a predicted model, not a curated record. The transcript has 6 exons.